AUGGCUCUCAAGGCAUUGGUCUACGUCGCUUUGCUGCCGGCGCUGGCCUUCGGGAAGAUUGACAGACAAAGAAUUGUUUCGCAAUUCAAUGUCGUUCGCACCAACCUGAUCAACAAUGAGACGACGCCGUUGCAAGUAGGCAAUGGAAACUUUGCGUUCAAUGUCGACAGCACGGGUAUGCAGACUUUUUUGCCAUUCAACACCUUAUCAAGCUGGGCCUGGCACAAUGACUCGUUGCCAACAAACGGCGAAAAACUCAGCGACUACACUGGCGUGCCCAGAUUGACUCACGGCCGGAACGUCUCCUACGAUAUCCCCGACUCCAAGCUUCCCGAAGUCUCCCAAUGGCUGAUCGGGAACCCGAACCGCAUCAACCUGGGACGCAUCGGUCUUAAGUACAAGGGGGCUACCCUUUCGGCAGACAAAAUCACAGAUCCUAAGCAAGAGCUGGAGCUAUGGAGUGGAAUCGUCACUUCGACCUUCAAAGUCGCUGGGGAGACCGUGAAAGUGGUCACUCAGGGUGAUUUUGACACGGACGCCGUCACCUUCCAGAUCGACUCCAGUCUCCUCUCUUCCGGCGACCUCCAGGUUGAGCUUGACUUCCCAUACCCGCCCAUCCACACGACCAAGUACAAGUAUGAGGUAUUUGCGGGUGUCUACGACUUCCCCUUGAACCACACCACUCGCAUUGUCAAGAGCUGUGGGCGACCGGAUCUGGCGCACAUCUACCACGAGCUACAAGAGACGAAGUACUACGUCAACUUGCGAUGGCCCAUCGACGCCCCGCUCGAACUCACCAGAGACGAACCUGAAGGCUCCAACAAAGUUACUGCUCAUCGUUACACGCUGUCCACUCCGGAUAGCUCUGCUUCUUCGUUCGUUUUCACGGCGCAUUUCUCGCCUGACCGCCGGGAGCCUGAAGUUCCGUCGGAGAUUCAGAAGCGCAAUGUCGUUGGAUGGCACGAUUACUGGACUGAAGGUGGCUUUGUCGACCUUACCCUCUCGUCCAACCCCAACGCUACGGAGUUGCAGCGACGUAUUAUUUUGUCACAGUAUCAUGUCCGUGUCAACAGUGCUGCGUCUGGUCAGUCACCUCAGGAGAGCGGCCUGAUGAACAAUGGCUGGUAUGGCAAAUUCCAUAUGGAAAUGGUUGUCUGGCAUAAUGCCCACUGGGUUACUUGGGGUCGUAAGAAGUACUUUGACAAUAUCUUCCCUCAGCUUUACCAAACUCUUUUGCCGUCUUCCUUUGCCAGGGCUAAGGCAAUGGGCUGGGAGGGAGCUAGGUGGCCCAAGAUGACCGAACUCAUCACUGGUGUUAGCUCCCCAGGAGGUAUUAACGGUCUUCUCCUAUGGCAACAGCCACACACAAUGUACUUGGCGGAGUUGGCAUAUCAGUCCUCGCCAACUGAAGACACUCUGAAGCAGUGGGACGAGGUGAUUACGGCGGCCGCCGACUACAUGGCAUCAUACGCCUGGUUUAACCAAAGCUCGGGUCAUUAUGACUUGGGUCCACCUUCAUAUGGUGUCACCGAAAACACACCUCCUCUGCAGACUCUCAACUUGGCUUAUGAGAUCGCAUACUGGAGAUACGGACUUGACAAAGCCCGCGAAUGGAAGAAGAGACUGGGCCAGUCGGUCCCAGAGAGUUGGACCACUGUAGCGGAGAAUCUUGCCCCUCCUCCCCAAGUGGACGGACGCUACGCUGUUUACGAAGGAGUCAACAGCACCUGGUGGAACGACCCAGAGCUCAACGGCGACCCGCGCAGUCUCAUCAUGAUGCAGGGAAUGCUCCCAGACACGCCCGCUGUCGAUCCCGAGGUGGCCUUGAAAACGGCUGACAAGGUCUGGGAGGUCUGGACGGACCAGAAGAUCCGCGGAUGGGGACGGCCUGUGCUUGCAAUCAACUCCGCCCGGAUCGGCAACCCUAAGCGAGCCAUCUACCACUUGACGGCGUACAGUUACUGGAAGUUUGACGAUGCCGGUUUUGCCAUAAGAGGGGGUGACGGUGGCACGCCUCCACCUUUCAUGCCUGGCAACGCCGGAUUUCUCUACGCAGUCGCGUACAUGGCAGCUGGGUGGCAAGGUUCGGAAGGCGACGCUCCAGGAUUCCCAACCGAUGCCGGCUGGGUUGUAAAGCACGAGGGCCUGCAAAAAGCUCCUUGA
Messenger RNA from Colletotrichum truncatum, 2163 nucleotides. RefSeq lists its product as uncharacterized. Lineage: Eukaryota; Fungi; Ascomycota; Sordariomycetes; Glomerellales; Glomerellaceae. The record is from RefSeq and is a predicted model, not a curated record. Gene Ontology annotation, biological process: carbohydrate metabolic process.